This is a messenger RNA of Metarhizium album ARSEF 1941, 507 nucleotides long. Its product is annotated as cytidine and deoxycytidylate deaminase. The record is from RefSeq and is a predicted model, not a curated record. Gene Ontology annotation, molecular function: catalytic activity. NCBI's taxonomy places the organism in Eukaryota, Fungi, Ascomycota, Sordariomycetes, Hypocreales, Clavicipitaceae. Bases 1 to 507 code for a protein of 168 amino acids. The transcript has a single exon.
AUGGCUGCAAGGACGGAACAAGAUCACGACAAGCUCAUGCGACACGCCCUGGCGUUGGCUAAAAGUUCACCGCCAAAGCCGAGCAAUUUCCGGGUCGGGGCCCUCUUGGUCAAUCUCGAUAAUGGGCAAGUUGUCGCUGAAGGAUACACUCUAGAAUGCGAAGGCAACACGCACGCUGAAGAGUGCUGUUUGAUCAAACUCGCGGAGCAGCAUGCCACCAAGGAAGAGGGUCUGGCCGACAUCAUCAACACCCCUCACGCAUUAUACACGACCAUAGAGCCAUGCUUCAAGCGCCUCAGCGGCAAGUUAUCAUGUGUAGAGAGGAUUCUACAACAACAGUCGUGGAUCAGGGAGGUUUAUCUUGGAGUCCAGGAGCCGGAAAAGUUUGUUAGCAAGAAUCCUGGCCGAGAAAUGCUUGAAUCAUCUGGCAUCACAGUGGCGGCGGUGCCGGGAUUUGAGAAAGAGAUUCUCGAGGUUGCGACGGCAGGUCAUGCAUCCGGUGCUUAA